AUGCUUAGUCUAUUACAACUUACUGACUCUUCUUUUCCAACUGGUGGAUUUUCUCACAGUGCAGGACUAGAAUCAGCUCUUCAACAUAAGGUAAUCAAGUCGAAAACUGAUCUUGGCAAAAUUAUCCAGACUCAUUUGGAGAAUACUGGAUCAUUUAGUCUACCAUUUGUAAAUGAAGCCUUCAGAAAAGAUGUACAAAAUGUGAAAGAUCUAGAUGAAUUCUUUAACGCCUCUACAUCAAAUCAUGUGGCUAACAGAGCUUCUCGUAAACAGGGGAAGUCAUUCUCAGACACGGUCACCAAAGUUCACCUAAAUGAAGAGUUGCUUCGUCUUUAUCAAUCUUUAGACCAUCAUCAUUAUCCAGUGGUAUUUGGGAUCAUAUAUUCCAAACUCGGAAUAGAUCUAAAAACUACACAAAUUGCUUUCCUAUCAUCCACUUUGAAAUCUGUUAUUUCCAGUGCUGUAAGAUUGGAUAUAAUCGGUGCUAUCGAGGCCCAAAGACUACAGUUAGAAUUACAGAGAAGCAUUCCAGAUAUUGUGAAGCGCAAUGAUUCCAAGAUGGCGGUUGAUGCUGCAUUGAGAUUCCCAGUUAUUGAUGUCGUUCAAAAUUGUCACGACACUUUAUUCUCGAAACUCUUUUAUUCAUAA
Molecule: messenger RNA, 648 nt
Organism: Lottia gigantea (owl limpet)
Lineage: Eukaryota; Metazoa; Mollusca; Gastropoda; Lottiidae
Exons: 1
Coding region: 1-648 (215 amino acids)
Molecular function (GO): nickel cation binding
Source: RefSeq, a predicted model, not a curated record